UCUUUAUAUACGAUUUACCGUGCGUGGCAUGGCUAUCUGGAAUCGGAAAGCAGAUGCUGCGUUCGCCGAAAGCCAAGUGAAAAAUGAGGAGUAUAUCGAGCAAAAUUUUUCGGCCGAGCCUGACGGUGUGGUUGAUGAGGAUGAGAAAGGAAUUGCCCUCCAUCGCGGCCUGAAGGCUCGCCAUAUUACUAUGAUUGCAAUUGGCGGUGCCAUUGGGACGGGUCUUAUAAUUGGUACAGGUUCUGCUCUUGCAAAGGCUGGUCCUGCGUCUGUUUUGAUCAGUUAUUCGAUUGUCGGUUUUAUCGUGUACAUUGUUAUGUGUGCGCUCGGCGAAAUGGCAGCAUGGCUUCCCAUACCUUCUAGCUUUACUGGUUAUGCGGUUCGAUUUUGCGAUCCUGCAUUGGGCUUUGCGCUGGGCUACUCGUAUUACUGUAAAUACGUGGUUGUUACCCCGAACCAAUUGACAGCAGCCGCAUUGGUGCUUUCAUAUUGGGUUGAUAGGGACAGGGUGAAUCCAGGAGUUUGGAUUGCGGUAUUCCUAGUAACCAUAGUGUGUAUCAACUACUUCGGUAUUCGAUUUUUCGGGGAAUUUGAAUUUUGGCUCUCGUCUUUCAAGGUCAUCGUCAUCAUAUCCUUGAUUCUGCUGUCCUUGGUCCUUGCUCUAGGCGGGGGUCCAGAUCAUGACAGAAAGGGAUUCCGCUACUGGAAGGAUCCGGGAGCUUUCAACACGUAUAUUAGGGAAGGUUCCGCAGGCCGUUUCCUCGCAUUCUGGUCCACAAUGGUCACGGCAACUUUUGCUUUCUUAGGCACUGAGCUCGUUGGAGUUACUGUGGGGGAGGCUCAGAACCCUCGAAAGACUAUCCCUCGCGCUAUCAAGCUGACCUUCUUCCGAAUCCUCAUCUUCUAUAUACUCAGCGUCUUCUUGCUGGGGAUGUUGGUUCCAUAUAACUCGAGAGAACUUGCAUUCGCAACCAAAGCAUCUAACUCUGCUGCCGCCUCCCCAACCAUAUACGGCCUUGCUCGGGAGGGGAAAGCGCCAAGGAUUCUUGCAAGGACAGACCGGAGGGGUGUUCCCAUCUAUGCGCUCGGCCUGUCUUCGUUAUUCGCUCUGAUCGCAUUCAUGAACGUUUCGAACGACACGAAGGUUGUUUUCGGUUAUUUUGUGAACCUAGUCACCAUCUUCGGGUUGCUAACCUGGAUCUCCAUCCUUGUUACGCACAUAUAUUUCAUUCGCGCACGCAAAGCACAAAAUGUCCCCGAGAGCUCUCUUGCUUAUAAAGCACCCUUUGGCUCCUACGGCUCAUAUGGUGCUCUUGCAUUCUGCAUUCUCAUCUCCCUUACGAAGAGCUUCGAGGUGUUUGUUCAUAACGAGGCCAAAUACGGAAAGUUCGAUUACAAGAGCUUUAUCACGGCCUAUAUUGGUAUCCCAUUAUACCUCUCUCUCAUCUUUGGGUACAAAUAUUUCACCAAAUGCCAACGCGUGAAGCCCCACGAGGCUGAUUUGUGGACGGGCAAGGACAAAAUCGAUCGCGAGGAGGCUGAAUUUUUGGCAAGGAAAGCAGCGCAGACCAAAAAUCAUGAGAAGGCUGGGUUUUUCUAUCGGACUUUCGUUUCGUGGUUGUUCUAAGAGGAGUGGCGCCAAAGGGUACUUUCGUUGCUAUCUUUCUCCCUUAUUUGAGGCUGUAUAUCAACACCCGGGAAAUGGAGCAAUGCAGGCUUCGACCGGAGAUUGGUGAAUGUUUUGUCGUCUUACAGCAUAUGCAACUUCUUUAUCACUAACUUCCAACCCCCGAUUCGAUCGAUGAACGCACCGUCAUGAUUUCUUGUUUCUCUGCUCUUUAUAUUCUCUAUAUACUAUUAUUUUCAUAUCACCAAUGUUUUCACUAUUCUUCCACCAAUAAUUUCUUUAAAUGGCUAUUAAUAUAGCUACCUCGGUGUCAGG
Messenger RNA from Histoplasma capsulatum G186AR, 1942 nucleotides. RefSeq names its product dicarboxylic amino acid permease. The coding region runs from base 29 to 1627 and encodes 532 amino acids. Gene Ontology annotation, biological process: amino acid transmembrane transport. NCBI's taxonomy places the organism in Eukaryota, Fungi, Ascomycota, Eurotiomycetes, Onygenales, Ajellomycetaceae. The record is from RefSeq and is a predicted model, not a curated record. Gene Ontology annotation, molecular function: amino acid transmembrane transporter activity. The transcript is spliced from 6 exons. Gene Ontology annotation, cellular component: membrane.